AUGUCGGAGCACUAUUUAUACCUAGAGGAUCGAAUACGUGAAUCAAAUGAGAACAAAAAACAAAUAGAGAAAAAGUUUUCUUCAUCUUCCGACUUUUCCUUGAAAAGAUACUUGAAGAAGAAAUUUGGAAGAGUCUCUAAUGUGAAAAGUAAGAAGACCAUUUUCAUAGGAUCCCCAAACCAGACAGAAAAGCCAAAGGAAAGGAAAUGGCACACUUCAUAUAUGAGAAAAUUCAAUAAUUUAGAAGAUAUAUCAUCAAGGCCAGACCUUCCUCAGUCUUUUUUCAAGAUGUGUUUGAACUUUGACAGAAGAAGAUCUUGCAACAAAGCGGGGAGCCCUAUCGCCACUAAAUUAAUUAGACAUGAGUAUAUUCCAAGAAUUUCAAGUGAGAAUUCAAUUUUGGUUGUAAUACUCCUUAUUUUAAGUAUUGUUCUGCUUAAUGUAUUACUUUCCUUCAUGCAAGAACUACGCAAAACUAUUGCAAUUAUUAUGAGAUGGGGCUUCUUUAUUGAGUUGGUAAAACCCAAUACCCGACAAAACCCCCCCUUCCUAGAUAUGUACUCUAUUUUUUCCCCAUCAAAUAUUAUUAAGUGGGUAUUGGUAAAAUUAAUAUAG
Naumovozyma castellii is the source of this 615-nucleotide messenger RNA. RefSeq lists its product as uncharacterized. The record is from RefSeq and is a predicted model, not a curated record. Bases 1 to 615 code for a protein of 204 amino acids. NCBI's taxonomy places the organism in Eukaryota, Fungi, Ascomycota, Saccharomycetes, Saccharomycetales, Saccharomycetaceae. The transcript has a single exon.